CGAAGGAUAAGAAAAACAAAAUUCAUGUCUUCCCUCACAAUCAAGCAAAUUUGUAAAAUUAACAAGUUCUUUGGUAACAUCAAUAAAAAGAAUAUACUAACCAUCAUGAAAGGCAGCAAGUAAUCCGUAAAUUUGGAAACAUCUGCCAUAUAACGCCAUGGACAUGCUUAUAAUCUGUAAUAACCCUUCAUGACUGUCUAAGGUUAGACAUGAGGUGCUGGAACAUCGUGGUGAAGGUGGUGCCGCCCGGGGAGCCGUGCCCGUGGUGCGGCAGCUGCGAGCCGCACGACAGCUGCCCCGAGAAGCAGCGCGCGCUCGAGGUGGCGGCGGCCAAGGCGGCGGGCCUGCCCGUGCCGCCCGUGCAGCAGCCGUGCAAGCAGGAGGGCGAGUGCGACCGCGAGCGCAACAAAUACAACAUCUUCCAGUUCGAGCGGUGA
Molecule: messenger RNA, 437 nt
Organism: Gryllus bimaculatus (two-spotted cricket)
Lineage: Eukaryota; Metazoa; Arthropoda; Insecta; Orthoptera; Gryllidae
Source: the annotation of a GenBank genome assembly